CUAUGACGUCAUAGCGUCACUUCGGCAUUUAUAGCGUUACUUUCAACCCGCCAUUUUGUCAAGAAAAUAAGCGGGCGAGGUGGACUUCAAAGUGUACACGUGCUGUAAAUAAGUGAAAAAGAAUCAAUCGAAAUACUACAAUUUAUACACAAUGGUGGCGCAAACGAAGGUGUUUGUGGGAAGUUUACCCCAGGGGUCUAAACCAGAGGAUCUCCGAAAAUUGUUUGAACGUUUUGGAGUUGUGACAGAAUGUGAUAUCAUGAAUAGAUGCGGAUUUGUUCACAUGCAAACUGAAGACCAGGCCGCUGCCGCUAUCCGGGCACUCAAUAAUACCACAUUCAAUGGCGGCGUUAUUACUGUUGAGCGUGGAAGGAUCAAGGAGCGAGGUCAGCGCGGUGGUGGCGGCCGUGGAGGAAUGCGAGGAGGCAUGAGGGGAUCUAUGGAUCGCAGAGGUGGAGGUCCGAUGCGCGGUGGACCUGGUGGACCCCGUGAUGCUCCCUAUCCUCACAUGCGCGAUUCACGGCCGAUGGGCCCCAUGCGCGGUUCUGAUAUGCGAGGACCUCCAAUGGGCGGAGGAGGUAUGCCCAUGAGAAAUGGAAUGGGCGGCGCUCCCUACGAUCGCAGCAUGGAGAGACCUCCCAUGGGUGGCGGGUACGAUGAUCGUUACAACGGCUAUGGAGGGGAAGAUCGUCGAGGCUUCGCGCUAAUGGACGGGCGAGGAACCCGCGACCAAUACGGUGCACCGCCACCGAUGUACCCUGACGACAGACGCGGAUACGGCGCCCCAGUAGACGAUAUGGCGGCCAUGUACCCAGAUGACAGACGGGCUCCUAUGUACCCUGACGAAAGGGACAUGAUGGACAGAAGGGCACCGAUGCGUGGUGGGCCAAUGCCAAUGUCUUCCGGCUAUGAUAGAGCACCUCCCAGAGCUGCCCCUAUGGGCAACGGAGACAUGUACAGCAGAAGGACACCACCUCCCAUGCGUGGAGCAGCUGGUGCUGGUGGUGGCUAUGACAGAGAUCCCUACGCACAACAGUACCCUCCCAUGGGACGCGGCGGCGGGGCGGCGCGCGCGCGGGACGGGCGGCGCCGCUACUAGCGGCCCGUCCCCGCGGCGCCCGUAGGUCGGCCCGCGCCGAUACCGCGCCCGUACCGCACCGGCGGCGCACGCGUACUUUGUAUUGUUAGCGGUAAGACGGCCCUCUUUGUAAGCUUCGACAUAAGUAGUUACAUUCGUGGGAAUUGUACGAUUUUAUUGAAUGAGUAAAUGAUAAAUAAAUUGACGGAAUUUCUUUUUUUAUUGUAUUUUGAUCAGAUCGUUGUUGUGACAUAUCCGAGCGAUUCGAUAGAUAUGAAUGAUUGCGUUUAAUUCAUAAGUCUCUAAAUGUAAUAGGUGAUUAAGAUGUAUUAUAUUUUACUUUUAGAUUAAAUUCCUUUUUUGGAA
Vanessa tameamea is the source of this 1444-nucleotide messenger RNA. It is a transcript of the gene Bmp-2, whose product is annotated as RNA-binding protein 4.1. Gene Ontology annotation, cellular component: nucleus. The transcript is spliced from 5 exons. The record is from RefSeq and is a predicted model, not a curated record. The coding region runs from base 152 to 1099 and encodes 315 amino acids. Gene Ontology annotation, molecular function: mRNA binding. NCBI's taxonomy places the organism in Eukaryota, Metazoa, Arthropoda, Insecta, Lepidoptera, Nymphalidae.